AUGUCUUAUCCAUACCAGCGAGGCAACUACCCACCAACCGACAACUCUUACAAUAAUAAUUCAUACGGCACUCCUGCUCACCCCUUCAAUGUCCAGGGACAACCGCCCUCGACACCACAGUCGGUCGCUAAUCUCAACCGUCAAUACAGCACAGACAACCUCGUCGGCGCCGGCAGCGUUGCAUCGGAGGCGGGUCCACUAAUGACUAACACGGACGCACGCGGGUUUGAAUUUAGACACCCGGAAUACGGACGUGUUAUUACGCAGGCUGAGACCUUGAUAAGAAUCGUACCAUUCUGGGAAUUGAUCAUAACAAACGCUGUAGUUCUCUCUCGACACAUAGUCACCAAGGCCACCGAAAGCAUUGCUCAGCCAAAUGCAUUAAACGUUUUCAUCUUUCACGCAUGCGAAUCAGAAAAUUUCCAGUCAGACAUUGACCUUUGCGCAGCAUCGAGGCUCGCGUGGAGUCUGUUUGGUGGGGCCGUCCUCUACUUUAUAAUCGGGACCUUGAUAUCAAUCUUCAUUGCUAUCGAGUGUAGGAGAUGUGGCUAUCCAGCAACCUUCACCGCCCUGUGGAAUUCACCCUUCUUUUUAUUUUGCUAUGUCAUUAACGAGAAGAAGAAAAUAGAUUUGUUGAGUAUUCCGAAUAGGUUGAUUAGAUUUAGAAAGUGGACUCGCGGCCACAUCCAAAGGAUUGUUAUGUGUCUAUACUGUAUUAUCACGACUGCAUUAAUAGCUUACGACUUGACGAGGAGAACAGUCGAUCAUAACGAUCUGGAUGCUAACAGGAAAUAUAACGAGAAUAAUUCAUUAUACAACAUUUAUAAUCCUUAUUUCCUUCCAUACUAUGUUGCCAUAUACUUUUACCUAAAAAUGCUUAUUAGUACUAUACUUGACAUUAGAGCACUCGUAUUUAGUGAUAAACCCGAACUGGUGGGUAUUCAUUACUCUGCCCUUAAAUUAAAGUAA
Messenger RNA from Paraglomus occultum, 969 nucleotides. The record is from the annotation of a GenBank genome assembly. NCBI's taxonomy places the organism in Eukaryota, Fungi, Glomeromycota, Glomeromycetes, Paraglomerales, Paraglomeraceae.